CUCCCUCUCUCCCUGUCUCGCUCUCUGUAGCUCUGUAAGUUUGCUGCUUCUGGAUACAGCCUCGAUAUGUCUUUCUGGUGGAUUUACCCAACUCUCAUCACUCUCUGCACCUUGGUCAGUACCCAGGCACUAAGGAUAUACCCAGUCAAUGAAGUAACUUUGCUUGAUUCUAUGUCUGCGCAUGGAGACCUGGGAUGGGUGGCAUACCCACCAGAAGGGUGGGAAGAAAUUAGCGUAAUGGAUGAAAGAAAUACACCUAUGAGAACAUAUCAGGUUUGUAACGUUCUAGAAGUCAGUCAGAAUAACUGGCUGAGAACCAGCUGGAUUCCAAGAGGAGGAGCGCAACGCGUCUACAUCGAAAUUAAGUUUACUCUUCGCGAUUGCAAUAGUCUCCCUGGAGUAUCAGGAACUUGUAAGGAGACCUUUAAUAUGUACUAUUAUGAAUCCAACAACAACAACCUGUGGUUCAUUAAGGAGAAUCAGUAUCUUAAGAUUGACACCAUAGCGGCGGAUGAAAGCUUCACUCAAGUGGAUGUUGGAGACAGAGUCAUGAAGUUGAACACAGAAGUAAGAGAUAUCAGUAACUUGUUUAAGAAGGGAUUCUAUUUGGCUUUUCAAGAUGUCGGCGCUUGUAUCGCUCUAGUUUCUGUAAGGGUCUUCUACAAAAAAUGUCCCAUGACAAUCCGCAACCUUGCCCAGUUCUCGGAUACCGUCACUGGAGGUGACUCGGCGCUGGUGGAAGUAAAGGGAUCUUGUGUGAACAACUCGGUGGAGUUUGAUGUUCCCAAGAUGUACUGCAGUGCCGAUGGCGGUUGGCUGGUGCCUAUAGGCCGCUGCGCAUGCAAGCCUGGAUAUGAAGAGAAAAAAGAUACCUGCCAUUCCUGUCGCCCCGGGUAUUACAAGGCAUUGCUGACGGAUACCUACUGCACCAAGUGCCCUCCUCACAGCUUCUCCCUGCAGAACAGCUCUGCUGAAUGCACGUGCGAGAAGGGCUUUUACAGAGCUGAAUCCGACCCCAAGUCGACUGCCUGCACACAACCACCAUCUGCUCCAAAUAAUCCAAUUUCCACUGUCAAUGAAACGUCCGUCAUCAUGGAAUGGGGUCCUCCCGAAGAUACUGGGGGCAGAUUGGAUAUAAUGUACAAUAUACACUGUAGAAGAUGCCAAGCAGAAUCCCAGAAAUGCAGCCCUUGUGGGAGCGGCAUCCACUAUAUACCUCGACAAUUCGGGUUGUCUCACCCUCGAGUCCUCAUCACGGACCUGCUUCCUUAUACCAACUAUACAUUUGACAUAGAGGCUUUGAAUGGGGUGUCCGAACUGAGCUCCAGUCCUAAGCAAUUCAUUUCUGUCAAUGUUACCACCAGUCAAGUAGUCAAUGUGAUCCUGAAAGAAAGGAAGAGCAAGGACAGUGUCACAUUGGCUUUCCAGGGACUGGAGAAGACUAAUGACAUUGUUGUGGAGUAUGAAGUAAUUUACUAUGAAAAGAAUCAAAAGGAGCAAAAUUACACUGUAUUAAAAACUCGGUCUUCUUUUAUGACCGUGGAUGGCCUCAAACCAGGAACGACUUAUGUCUUCAGAGUCAGAGCUCAUACAGUUGGAGGCCAAGGGAUUUAUGGAGGAGAGAUUGAGCUGGAGACUAGCACCGAAGACAUGAUUGCCAUCACUGACCCAAACCAAAUCACUAUACUGGCCAUUUCUGUGGCAGGAGGAAUCGUUCUGCUGAUUUUCCUGGUGACCUGCUUUUUUGUCAGUGGAAGACACUGCGGAUAUAUCAAAGCAAAGCAGGACCCAGAUGAAGACAAGAUGCAUUUUCAGCACGGCCGAGUGAAGCUGCCGGGCAGUAGAACCUACAUCCACCCUCACACUUAUGAAGAUCCCAACCAGGCUGUGCGAGACUUUGCUAAAGAGAUUGACGCCUCAUCUAUACGGAUCGAGCGGGUCAUCGGUGCAGGCGAAUUUGGAGAGGUUUGCAGCGGGCGUCUCAAGUUACCCAGCAAGAGGGAGAUUUAUGUGGCCAUAAAGAGUCUGAAGGCUGGAUAUUCAGAAAAGCAGAGAAGGGACUUUUUGGGAGAAGCCAGCAUCAUGGGCCAGUUUGACCAUCCAAACAUUAUCCGACUGGAAGGAGUCGUCACCAAAUGCAAACCAGUCAUGAUAAUAACAGAAUUCAUGGAAAAUGGAUCAUUGGACUCGUUUCUAAAGAAGCACGACGGCCAAUUCACGGUUAUUCAGUUAGUGGGUAUGCUGAGAGGCAUAGCAUCUGGAAUGAAAUAUUUAUCUGAUAUGAACUACGUCCACAGAGACCUGGCUGCUCGAAACAUCUUAGUCAAUAACAACUUGGUCUGCAAAGUCUCUGACUUUGGCCUUUCCCGUGUACUUGAAGAUGACCCUGAAGCUGCAUAUACCACUAGGGGGGGAAAGAUUCCAAUUCGAUGGACGGCACCAGAAGCAAUAGCAUACCGAAAAUUCACAUCAGCAAGUGAUGUGUGGAGCUACGGGAUAGUAAUGUGGGAAGUGAACUCAUAUGGAGAAAGACCUUACUGGGAAAUGUCAAAUCAAGAUGUGAUAAAAGCCAUAGAUGAAGGUUAUCGUCUCCCCCCUCCCAUGGACUGUCCAGUAGUGUUACACCAACUCAUGCUGGACUGUUGGCAAAAAUGUCGGAGUGACCGACCCAAGUUUGGUCAAAUUGUCAACAUUCUAGACAAAUUCAUAAGGACCCCGAGCAGUCUGAGUGAGCUUGCCAAUAGCUCUGAGUGGCAGGACCCUGCCAUGUCUGACUCCUUCUCUGUGACGACUAUUGAACAGUGGCUGGAAGCUAUCAAGAUGAUCCAGUAUAAAGACCACUUCACAAUGGCGGGAUACGUCACUCUAGACUCUGUCAUGUUUCUUAACAACAGUGAACUCAGCAGAAUGGGAAUCGCAUUAGCUGGACACCAGAAAAAAAUCCUGUCAAGCAUACAAAACCUUCAUGCGCUAGGGACCCAGCUGCAAAUCUAAAGUAUUCCCGGAUUCCUUGAUAUUCAGAGGGAUCUUCUCUGCUCUACCAGAGGCAGUAUCUUCACAGACGAUAACUGUGCUUCACCUUCCAAUGACAAGUGUACUACAGGGAACGACAAGUUUUUUGAAGGGUGAUUAAAUAUGCCAGUAGUCCUAAAUUAUGGCUAAUGGUGCCUUUUGAAUAGGUGUUUUGGACUGUGAAGUAUCUACGAAAGGUAAAAAAAAAGCAACACGUGAACAAAAUGAAGAAAUUUAAAUCAAACAAUCAUUAACAAUAAUACAAUAACAGAACAGCGUCGCAAGAGGUGGAAUGGUAUACUGGUCAAUGGAAAAAACGUCAUAGAUUCCUGAAGAAGGUUGGACCACAGCUACAUGAAACACUAGUGAUGAUGAUGAUGACGAUAGAAGAUGCUGGUAUUCCGGAACUCAAACAGCCAAUGUAAUGAACCUGCCGUAGACUUGUGUUAAAGAAAGCCCCCUCAAAUAUUGUGAGGCCGAUGCAGGAAUCCUUUGCAGACAUUAACUUUCCAGCAUAACAUCUUCAUGUACUAUAAUUUAUUCAAAACAGCUCAACCUCUGAUGGCAAAUGCAUUUGAACGCAUUAUAUGUGUGUAUUUAAGAAUAAACAAUAUGUAUAUUUUGAUUUUCAUAUAUGAUUUUCAUUUCCUAUCCGUUGCUAUCUCACUUCCAAUCGCUCACAAUGCAUUGUCUACAAACUCAAUAAAAUCCAUGUAGCAUUUGUAA
Molecule: messenger RNA, 3738 nt
Organism: Spea bombifrons (plains spadefoot toad)
Lineage: Eukaryota; Metazoa; Chordata; Amphibia; Anura; Pelobatidae
Product: ephrin type-A receptor 3-like
Exons: 17
Coding region: 67-2994 (975 amino acids)
Biological process (GO): axon guidance; cell surface receptor protein tyrosine kinase signaling pathway; protein phosphorylation
Cellular component (GO): neuron projection; plasma membrane
Molecular function (GO): transmembrane-ephrin receptor activity; ATP binding; protein binding
Source: RefSeq, a predicted model, not a curated record